GCACGUAAACAAGGCAAGUAAUGAAUGGGAUAUCUGCACCUGUGACUACAAAAGCGGGUAUAGGGUGGAAGCCAUUAUUGGGUGGCAUGUGAUGACGAAGAGGGAAUGGUAAUCGAAUAUUCAGCAGAUAAUCUUAGUCAUUCUAAUACGUUUACUCCUAAAUUCUGACUUACGUUGGACCGCGAACCUUUUUAGAACACAAAGGAUCUGUGCUCGUAGAUUAUGACACAAUUUUUACCACCAAAUUUGCUUGCGCUUUUUGCGCCACGCGACCCGAUUCCAUAUCUUCCACCAGUAACAAAGCUACCACACGAAAAGAAGAGGGUACCAUACUUCGGAGUAGCCAACAAUUUGAACGAAUUUGAGGACCCUAAGGAUACACCCCCACCUACUAGGGCUGAAACCAAAGAGGAACGCAAAGAAAGGAAGAGAAAAGAGCGAGCUGAGCAGGUUGCAUACAAGCUAGAGCAAGAUUUGGCAUUAUGGGAUCCAACAAACACUCCAAGUGGGACUGAAGACCCUUUCAAGACAUUAUUUGUGGCGCGAAUUAACUAUGACACCAGUGAAUCCAAGCUGAGGAGGGAAUUCGAAGUGUAUGGUCCAGUUAAGAAGAUCUCGGUGGCCAAGGACAGAAACACUGGAAAGCCCAGAGGUUAUGCCUUCAUUGAGUAUGAACAUGAGAGAGACAUGCAUUCUGCCUACAAGCAUGCAGAUGGCAAAAAAAUUGAUGGUCGCCGUGUACUGGUUGAUGUGGAGAGGGCGAGAACUGUGAAGGGAUGGAGACCAAGGAGGCUAGGUGGUGGGCUAGGAGGCACACGUAAAGGUGGACCUGAGGUGAACACUAAAUUCUCAGGCAGGGAUGACAAUGAAGGGAGAAGGAGAAGUGCCAGUCGUGAAGCAGAACGGUCCAGAAGUAGGGAGCGUAUUCGCAGUAAGAAGCGCAGUCGUAGCAGAGAGAGGAAGAGAAGCAGGAGCAAGGAACGUCGCCGACGUUCUCGCAGCAGGGACCGCAGACGCAGCCGCGACAGAGGUGAUCGUGACCGUGGGGAUAGAGACCGUGACAGAGACAGAGACAGGGAUAAGGACCGGGACAUGGAGAGAGGAGAGAGAGACAAAGAGAGAGACAUGGACGGAGAUGCGAUGCCAGAAGAUCAGAUUGAAGGAGAAGAAGAGGGAGGCUCUUCCAGAGACCGUUCACACAAACGCAGUCGUCGAAGCAGGUCGCGUGAUAGAAAGCGUAGUAGGUCACGUGAUAGGAAAAGAAGCCGCCGUAGCAGAAGCCGUGACCGUAAACGUGAUCGUGACCGUGGAGACAGAGAUCGUGCUGGUGAAAGAGGGGAUGAAGCAUCGGGUGAUCAGGAGGCUAUGAAAGCAGAACAGUACGAGGAUAAAGGGGAAUAUGGCAAUGGAGAGAAUGGUGGCGAGAAUGGCUACGGAGAAUAUGAUCAAUCCAGUCGCUCAAUGGAAGAGAUGCAACAAAGUUAUGAUGAUAGCAAUGAGUACGGUUCUGUUGGAGAGUACGGCUCUGAGCCAAUGCCGCUAAAAGCUGAACCAGCAGCUCUGGACUAUACAGAAUAUGGUGGUGCAGGGGAUGUCAGUGAGGAAAACUAACUUGAACGUUGCUGAUCAUGCCUAAACUUAAAGCACAUUUCAUGUCUUUUAUUUGAUAUUUUCAUGUGCAUUUGUGAUGGUUAUGAACUUUUAUUCUCAGAUGUUUGGAUUUUUAAUUUAGAUUUGAAAUUCGUCCAAUCAAAAUAGCGAAAUUGUUUGGAGAUCGUAAAAAACGUGUGAUGGACAGCGACAUUGAGCUUUAAAUCAUCUUUUAAGGUCAUUUGUUUUAUUUUGAAACAAAGGGAAUGUAACUACAUUGUUUAAUAAAGCAACUUGCAAUGAAUAAAAAAUAAAUUUCGAA
This is a messenger RNA of Lingula anatina, 1912 nucleotides long. RefSeq lists its product as uncharacterized. Gene Ontology annotation, biological process: mRNA splicing, via spliceosome. Lineage: Eukaryota; Metazoa; Brachiopoda; Lingulata; Lingulida; Lingulidae. Gene Ontology annotation, cellular component: U2-type prespliceosome; U1 snRNP; precatalytic spliceosome. Gene Ontology annotation, molecular function: mRNA binding; U1 snRNA binding. The record is from RefSeq and is a predicted model, not a curated record.